Halichondria panicea is the source of this 1424-nucleotide messenger RNA. RefSeq lists its product as uncharacterized. The transcript has a single exon. Gene Ontology annotation, molecular function: protein binding. The record is from RefSeq and is a predicted model, not a curated record. Lineage: Eukaryota; Metazoa; Porifera; Demospongiae; Suberitida; Halichondriidae. The coding region runs from base 1 to 1356 and encodes 451 amino acids.
AUGAGCGAACAACAACUGCAAGAAAAUCAACAGCUUAUAACAGAAAAAGACACACAGCUACAAGCCAAUCGAGAGACAAUAACACAAAACAAUGAACAGUUACAAACAAAGGACAUUGAAAAUGGUCAACUCACUACGAGACUAGGCCAAGCAACACAAGAAAACCAAACCCUCCAGCAAGACAAAGCAACACUUCAAAAGGAAGCUGGAGCCAGAGAGAGACAGCUGAGGAGACUCAACCAAGAGUUGCAAUCAAGUGAGAAGAACACUGCUGCCCUCCAACAAGACAAAGCAACACUUCAAAAGGAAGCUGGAGCCAGAGAGAGACAGCUGAGGAGACUCAACCAAGAGUUGCAAUCAAGUGAGGAGAACACUGCUGCCCUCCAACAAGCCAUCGAUCAACGAGACAGAGAAGUCACUGAACUGAGACAAGCUUUGGCAAGCAAGAACGAGGAAUCUCACGAUCUAUUGACUCGAAUGCACCAAGUCGCACUGCAAGAUGAGCAACCUACACCAAUGAAACCUGUUACAAUCGAGUCACUACCUGAUGCACCUGUUGAUAUUGGGUAUGGAUCAUCAUCAGGCGUGAUUGGAGACAAGGCAUACUUUAGACCUUACGGAAGUAACACUGUUUUUGAGUUCAGCAACAAUCAAUGGCACAAGUUACCACCUUGCCCUAACAGCUACUUCAUUAUUGUCAGUGUUGAUGACAUGCUCACAACUGUGGGGGGAGGGUCAGACACACAAGUCUAUAGUAACAAACUCUACAGCUACAUUAACAACAAAUGGGCCGAACACUUCCCUCCUAUGCCAACCAGACGGUGGAGUCCUGGAGCUGUGUACGCUAAAAACACACUUGUAGUGACUGGGGGAUGGCGUGAUUAUAAGAAUUUUAAUACAGUCGAAGUAUUAAACACUGCUAAUAUGCAAUGGUCUAUUGUUAGCUCACUACCUGUGCGAACCGACAAUCCAUCAACAACGAACUGUGGAGACUAUGUGUACAUACACCCACGAACUGAGGAUGCUCAAGAGAAGUAUUCAGUGUACAAAUGCUCGUUAAGAAAACUAACUCAGUCCCAGCCAAGCUCAGCUAUAUGGGAGAAGAUUUCCCCUUUGCCAGUUAGCAACUCCACUCUUAUUACCAUCAAUGGCUACAUGCUGGCAGUGGGUGGGGUGGACUCCAAUAGAGAUAACACUAAAGACAUAUAUCAGUACAAUAUGGCAUCAUGGACUGUCAUUAGUCAAAUGUCAACACCUCGAUUAGCAUGCGUCACUGCUGCCCUCCCUGGGAACAAACUGAUGGUAGUGGGAGGAUUUGGUGCACCGACAAAAUGUGAAAUGUUUACUUUUAAGUAGUGUCUCAGUUCUUUUGUGUUAUUGUAAUAUGCUGUAAAAUACUUGACAUUAUGUUGAAAGUUAUUACA